Molecule: messenger RNA, 480 nt
Organism: Bombus pyrosoma
Lineage: Eukaryota; Metazoa; Arthropoda; Insecta; Hymenoptera; Apidae
Product: 60S ribosomal protein L34-like
Exons: 4
Coding region: 82-438 (118 amino acids)
Biological process (GO): translation
Cellular component (GO): ribosome
Molecular function (GO): structural constituent of ribosome
Source: RefSeq, a predicted model, not a curated record
AGUUCGAGAUUACGCUUGCGUACAAUAAAAUUGCCCGAUACUGUCUCUUCCUUUUCCGCUUGGAUCUACUAAAGAAGCAAAAUGGUACAGCGACUAACCUACCGACGUCGAUUGUCAUACAAUACAAAGAGUAACAGGAGACGCGUUGUGCGUACUCCUGGAGGAAAAUUAGUAUAUCAAUAUCUUAAGAAACCGAAGAAAAUUCCAAGAUGUGGUCAAUGCAAAGACAAAUUGAGGGGUAUUCAACCAGCCAGACCUAUGGAAAGGUCGCGAAUGUGCAGACGGAAAAAGACUGUUAAACGUGUAUAUGGUGGUGUUCUUUGUCACAAAUGCGUCAAAGAAAGAAUUGUUCGUGCGUUCCUUAUAGAAGAACAGAAGAUUGUCAUAAAGGUGAUGAAAACGCAUGCGUUUGCAAAAUUGAAGAAAGCAGAAAAAUAAUCAUUUUCUUUUUAAUAAUUAAAUAAAAUAUAUUUAAAAGGA